CUUUCGGAACGUCUUCCAGGAGAAGCUGCGGCCCAGACGAUUUGGCAGAAACAUCAAACAAGUCGAUUCUGAAUGACACAAAGUCAAGCGGAGUUGUAUAUAUUCGCCCGUAACGAGGAAAUAGUCGCUCAUAAACGCUCGGAGGCUGGCUUUAAGAGAAAAUCAGGGUGGAUUUGAGAACGCAAGAUCGCGAGGGCCUAUUAAAUAUGUCCGCUUCCUCGCAGGCAUCUUCCAGGCGGCAAUGGUGCUACCUUUGCGACUUGCCUAAGAUGCCGUGGGCCAUGAUCUGGGACUUCAGCGAGGCGGUGUGCAGAGGGUGCGUGAACUACGAGGGAGCGGACAGAAUAGAGCUGCUCAUUGACGCAGCGCGACAGCUGAAGCGAACACAUGUUAUGCAGGACGGCAGAUCUCCGGGUCCACAGCCUGGUGGCAAACACGGUGGUAAGGAGGGUCCAAUGGAGUCCGGCAGACCGCCCUCCGAGCGAUAUGAGAGGGGAAGAGGAGAGUAUAUGUCUGCCCGGCUGCCAAAUGGCCUGCCUAGACUGGAAGAUGGUGGUCCACCUGAGGUUAGUAGGCAAAGUCCUAAUGCCAGAAGGGCUUUGGUAGGGCCUGUGCCACCUAAUUUAAUGGCACAGGGGCUCGUUGGAGCCCCUCAUGGCCUGCUGACGGCAAUGCCCGGCCUAAACACCAGAGCCGGUAGUGGUCCUUUGACCAUUUCUGCUCCAAUGUUGAAUGAGAUCAGUAAAAGACAGGCCAUGAGCAUGGGGAUGAGUGUGGGUGUGGCAUCUUUCAUGAGCCCUGAGUUUGAAAAGGAGAUGAAAGAGAAGCAGAGGAACACAGAAGUCCUCACCGAGCUCUCUGAAAGCGUGAGGAACCGUGCAGACGACUGGGUGGGACGCCCCAAAGCUGUGCGUGAAGCCUUGCACACCCUUUCUGGUUGCACCCCAUUUAAUGUUCGCUUUAAGAAGGACCACGGCCUGGUGGGAAGAGUUUUUGCCUUCGAUGCCAAGCUGGUGGUUGAGUUUGAGCUGAAAGUAUUUGUAGAAUACCCCUGUGGAUCUGGCAACGUGUUCUCCAGUGUAUUAGCUUUAGUCAAGCAGAUGUUCCAUGACUCUCAGAAAGAUACCGGCAAGGUCAUUAACUCAGGCUACAAAUAUGUGGAGUAUGAGAAAAGACACGGCACCGGUGACUGGCGUCUCCUCUCUGAGCUUCUCAGCGAUGCAGUGCGAGUGUUCAAAGACGCACCCACCCCUGAAUCCCUCCCACAGCCUUACCUGGAUGCCAGCUACUCCAUGCUGCCCACCGCUUUCUGUAAUAUAGGCCGUCCCACACAGUCCAGAGGACGCAGACGUAAAGCCUCACCCGAGCCGGACGGCGCAGAGAGGAUGACCUCAGAGGAAAUGCGCCAGCACUGGCAGCUAGGUGCAUAUCAUGGCAUCCCUGGUCACAUGCCAGCCACCUCACUAACUAUUGCUGGUCAGCCUCCAGUUCUCCAGGAGGGGAUGGGGGCCCACAGUAGUGACCCCUCACCGAUCAUAGCACUCAUGGGUGUGGCAGACAAUGUUGGCACAGCCACCCAGUCCCUGAAAGAUGGCCCUGGCAGCAGUGGUGCUCACGCUGCCAACGUAGGGCGUCAGAACAGCACCAGUCCUUCACCCUCCGGUCCGCGACGCCUGGCGUCACGCAAUGGAGAACCCUCAGCUGGAAGCAGCGCAGGAGGGCCAGCCACAACUGUCACCAUGCCCCUCGCUGGCGGGGGUGACCAGGGGGCCGUUACUGGAGGUGAAGCCUCAGGAGGUGCCGGUGGAGGUGGCGCACCGCUGUGCUGUACUAUCUGCCAUGAGCGCCUGGAAGACACGCACUUCGUCCAGUGUCCAUCAGUCCCCGGGCACAAAUUUUGUUUCCCUUGCACCCGGGACUUCAUCCGCAGACAGGGCUCGGGGAGUGAGGUUUACUGCCCCAGUGGGGAGAAGUGCCCUCUUGUGGGCUCUAAUGUACCCUGGGCCUUCAUGCAAGGAGAGAUCUCCACCAUCCUGGCUGGAGAUGUGAAGGUGAAGAAGGAGAGAGACCCCUAACAGCUUUCAGCAGAACUAAAACCUCAUUCAGAGGGAGCUGUAAUCCUGAGCCCUAAAGAUGACCGCCGUGACCACAUGGCCCACAGCACUGAAGAGACGACUGCCGGUUGGCAGGUCCUCUUCCUCCAUCUAUCCAGGCACCUUUCCCCUUAUUCCCUCUUUUCUUCCUUCACCUUCCCUCCUUUGACCGAGACAAAGGAGAAUGCAGCAAUUUUUCUCUUUAGAGAUGCCAUGUAGUUAAACCCUCCUGCACUUACUUCGGUCACUCAGAUUUGUUGCCCCAUUUAGCGCGUUCUACAGCGCUUUAAGAAUGUCCAGUCCUGAAAGCAGGUUCAAGUUCCCUGUUGUAUUUACUCUGAGGGAUAUUGAAAAACACAUUUCAAAGAUACAAUGGAGUGAACAAUGAUUUCCCAGAAUGAUACCACCAGACAGAUGCAGAUUGUACAAAGGAGGCCUUCUUUGGGAAGGCUUCCUUCACAAUCACAAAAACUGUACCGACUAUGACCUAUACAGGCUCACUCUUGUUUUACUGUUGUCUAUGCUGCAUUAAACGGUUAAAUAGUCCAGGAAUAUUACUAAGUGCUAAAAGUCCUUCCUUACAAUCGCUUCUCGAUCCAGCAUGUACAAUAAAUAUCUGUAUGUUUUUACUCUUGUGUAGAUUGUACAAAACUCUCCCUUUAAAUGGUAAUAGAUGUGCAAUCUCUAGAUUUGAUACCGUACUGCUUUAUGUACCACUAAGUCUUUGAAUGAAUAGAAAACCAAAGAUAGACAUGCUGAGAUCUUGUUGUAUCAUAUUAUGCUAUAACAUAUAUAUUUUUGUGGUAAGAAAAUGUUUUGUGGCUUUCAUCAAAUAAAAAUGACAGAUAUGGGGAAUGUUUUACAUUGGGAACUUCUAUUUAAACAUCUGUGGGUGGACACAAAAUAGAUUUUUUUAUUACAAGUAAGCAGAUCACUAUAUUUUGUAUUGUAACCCAUUGGCUUUUAAAUUCUUGCAGGCGAAGACUAGUUUAAUGUUAUGAGAACAGAGCUAUUUGGUUUUUACAAGUAUAUGGUCCAGAAUUUUUCCCAUCUCUUUGUGUGAAAGAUGUAAUUUACACUUUAAAAGGAGAAUCCUGCAUCUAUUAGAAAUGCAGUCCUGAUGUACAGUGGCCCCAGAAAAUUAUUUAGACAAUUAAGCCACACUUAAAAAAUGUUGAACUUAAUUGCAUAAAAAUUAUAAUGCAAAUAACAAAACCCAUGGAUUCUGCGUACAAAUGAUGCUAAACCUUUUAACGUUUGGCUUAAGUUUCCAAAUUGCUUUGAGGCUACUGUAGGUAGGGUUCCCUAUAUUGUUUUGACAUGUUUUCAGCCUUGUUUACGAUGUUGAAAAAUAUAUUUGACUAAGAAUAUAAAUGCACAACGUACUGUUCCAUAAGACCUUGUUUAAUCGGCUUUACGUUACAGCUCAAAUUGUAUUUAAAUUAAAACAUUGACUUUUCACAAACUUCAAGAAACCACUGCUGUUUUUUUAGCUGUUCACUAAUUCUAUGGAUUAUUGUGACUGAUUCUAUGAAUUCAAACAAUGUUUGCUAACAUGCUAAACUUAGAUCCUGCUGAUGUUAACUGGUUUGUUGGUUGGUUAGUAUUUUUAAAGGAAUGUUCCAGGUUCAACAAGUUAAGCUGAACCAAACAGCAUUUAUGGCAUAAUACUAAUUACGACAGAAAUUAAUUUUGAAAUCCCUCCUUUUAAAAAACAAAUAAGCACAAAUUGAGAUUCGAGUGAGGCACCCAGAAUGGCCAAUUUGUACAGGGUUUAAAUGUUAAAUUUUAUAAAAAGCACAUGAAUUCUUCUGUUAAAACUUGUAUUAUUUGAGCUUAAAUAAUACUUGUUUAAAUUUGUCAUUUUUACUGGCAUUUUUGUAUUUUAGGGUUUAUAUUGUUGUGUCGUUAUGGCAACAAAGUUGAAAAAUUGGAUAUAACAUUACAAAGGUUAGUAAAUGAAUGUAUCACACAUGCAUAAUAUUUAAGUCCUGUGGCUAUACUUUUGAAACUUGAGUAUUUUAAUGUUUACGGAUUGGCCCCAUUCACUUCCAUUGUAAAUCCCUCACUGUAACCCAGAUUUUUGCUUUUUUUAAAGAAAAGGAGGUAUGAGUUGAAAUUAAUUUAGUGGUUAUUAGCAUUAUGACACACAUGCUGUCAGUUGAGCUUAACUUGUAUUGAACCUGGAAUUUUCCUUUAAGGCUAAGAUUGAAGUGUUUUAGCUGUUUUGAAUUAAUCAGUUAUAUAAAUAUCAUAAAUUACAUGUAUUUAAUUUAUAAUGUUGCAUAAUUUAUAAAUAAUGCAUCAUUUGCCAAUGAUUUUAAGUUGUUUGUAAAAAAAAAAAAACAAA
Xyrauchen texanus (razorback sucker) is the source of this 4443-nucleotide messenger RNA. Its product is annotated as interferon regulatory factor 2-binding protein 1. NCBI's taxonomy places the organism in Eukaryota, Metazoa, Chordata, Actinopteri, Cypriniformes, Catostomidae. The coding region runs from base 207 to 2075 and encodes 622 amino acids. Gene Ontology annotation, cellular component: nucleus. The transcript is spliced from 2 exons. The record is from RefSeq and is a predicted model, not a curated record. Gene Ontology annotation, molecular function: transcription corepressor activity. Gene Ontology annotation, biological process: regulation of transcription by RNA polymerase II.